GCUAAAUCAACUGUUUGCGUUGUAACAUUUUGUCGAUCAUUUUGUUCAUUGUGUACAAAUUUCGUUUGUGGGGCCUGCUCUGUUUGGAUAAUGUACAAGAACGACAGACUCAGCUAAACAAGUGAUGAGUUCGCUUCAACCGGAGGGGACUUUAGGAAAUACCGGGGAUAUUCAUCUAGAUGACGACUUUUAUUCGACAAGCGGAAUAGACAAUAUGGAUACCAUCCAAGUCGAGAAAAUUGAUGUCGACUUUCCCCAAGGGAACGCGGAAACUGCCACCAAGAGUUCCCGCAAAAGCGCGCGCAGCAACGUGUCAUCUAGUGAUGCUUUCGGUUUCAAGCGUUCUGCAACCCCUAGAAGACCUUUGUCCGGUAGAAAAGACCUUUCUCAGACGAAAUCACCGAUCUAUAGACCGACACUAUGGUCCAGUAUCCCGUUGCCAGUUAAAUCCUCAGGACCGAUUAACGUUGCCUCGCAGCUGAAAAACGUGAAGUCCAAUAGUUCACGAACGGCAUCCGUGUCGGCCAGUCGAAUUAGCACGGUAGCAAACAAACACACCCUCGAGAUACAAUUUAUCAAUAAGAACAAAAGGUACGUCCAAAUGAAAAAGGAACUUUUGGAGAAACAAAAGCCGGUGCUGGACUUGUACCAAAGCCUGGCUAAGAUCAAGAAGCGGUUGGAAGAGCUCGGCAAACAAGUGGUUCUGGAAGAGUUUAAGCUGGUUCCAACUGAAGACCACGGCAAAGCCCAAGGACACGGAGCGGGAGAAGAGGUGUCAGUCGAAAUGGUGACCACCAUGAAGAAUUCCAUAGAAGAAAUCCCGAUUACCUUGAUGGAAAUCUGUAGAAAUCUGUUGAGUCGGCGGGCUUUAAUUGUCGAGCUAUUGGAAAGCGUGACCAAGUCUGAAGUAGACGUUGCGGAUGUGUCGGACAAAAUCGAAUCGCUAAAAAGCGAAGGUCACCAACUGCAGCAGUCUUUAGACGCCGUCAUAACGGAACAUCAGGCCAAAAUAACAGACUUGGUGGGAAACUGGCAAAAGUUACUAAGCGAGAAACAAUCUCCAGAUACCGGCACAAAGAUCGUCGAGCUAGAAGCCAAGCUCAAAGAACAAGAACGCCUCGUACAGGAAUCGAACUACAUCAUCCAGGAUCUACAGAAAAAGAUGGACGAAAAAAAAUCGUCUUACGACAAGUCAUUGGCGGAGCUGAAUGGCAUUACGCAAACCCUCAAAGAACAAAUUAAAAAAAUGGAGGCGGAUUUGGAAAGCGAGAGAAAAGCCAGCAUGGAUUUCAAGACCAGAAGUAAUGCGCACUCGCAAAAUUUGAAAAACAUGCGGGCCAAAAUCGCCGAACUUGAGGGGGAGAAGAAAAAUGUAGAUAACUCGAAUGCCGAGCUACAAAAAAAAAUUCGAUUGCUUCAAGAACAAUUCAAAAACAAAGAAUCUCAAUGGACCAAGGAUAAGGAAGAAAUGAGCAAAAGCUUGAAACACCAAGAGAAUCUGUUGCAAAAAUUGACGGCGGAAAAGACUCAAUUCGAGACAAGGCUGGAGAGUAUCACCGACCACACUUCUACCGUCGAGGACGAGCUGCGCAAAACGAUCGAAUCGCUGACCGACGAACUCAAAGAGACUAAGGAAAGCUUAACGACGGUGACGAUGGAACGAGACGAAGCGCUAGAAAAAUGUGCCGAUUUUGAGAGCUACGUCAGCCGGAUGGGCUUAGAGUUUAAAGAAAACAUGGACAAGGUCAGCUACAGUAUCGAGUGGGGUAAAAACCUCGCGGAAGCAAAAUCGGCGGAAGCGGAAAAUUACAUACACGAUAUCGCGAAAGACCUUCGGAUAAGAGAACUGGAGGAUAAAGUGCGGCAUCUCGAGAAGGAAAGAGCUAUCAGUUUCGAGGAGAAGAAGCAGUUACAACACCGGAGUCACGAGCCUUCGGAAACGGAAAAGGAACUAUAUAAACAGCAGGAAUGUAUCGGCAAAUAUCAGAUGCUUCUGGAAGAGAGCGAAAACAAACUGAAAGAAAAACUUAACAAUUUAAGGUCGAUGGAGGUGGCAAACUUGAGGUCCGAGAUUAGGCAAUUAAAAGUGAGACAGGAGGCCCUCGAAGAGCAGAACUACAAUUGCCCGACCGAAGAAUUACAGCGGAUGGUGGAGGAAGGGCGGCACAAAUUGAACGAGCUGAUGAAAAAAUCGAUGGAAAGCGAGCAAAAGUUGGAAGAUUACGCGAGCGUUAUCGAAAAGCAGAGUCAGCAAAUGAGCGACAUGGAAAACUUGCUGAGGUUUCGCGAAAACAUGACCGUGGUGCUCAAGGCUACCAGGGACGAAUUGCUGAUGGAGAGGCAGAGUCUGACGAAGUACUCGGAGGAAAUACGUACCGUUUUAAUAGAGGUGACAAAAGAAGGCAAAUUUAAAGACCGCCUGAUCAAGGAACUGCAGGAGAAGAUAAGUUUGCGCGAGCAACAAAUUGGCAAGCUGGAAACCGAAGUGCAAAGCCUCGAGGAAAAUCUGAUGCUGACCAACGAGAAGCGGUUCAAACUGCAAGAGACGAUCGGAACUAUGGAAAAAGAACUGCAAAGUACGAAAGCCCACGUUAAUCAGUUGGCCGACAUUAAUACACGAGGAAAGCGAAACAACUGGUAACAUCUUAAGUGGGACGCUAAACUGGAAAGGUUAGAAAUGAAGAUCGGCAAUAGGUUCAAACCAUAAACCUUCCCCCAAACAGAACAUACGAAUGCAGCUCC
Molecule: messenger RNA, 2742 nt
Organism: Cylas formicarius (sweet potato weevil)
Lineage: Eukaryota; Metazoa; Arthropoda; Insecta; Coleoptera; Brentidae
Product: myosin heavy chain, clone 203-like
Exons: 15
Coding region: 125-2641 (838 amino acids)
Source: RefSeq, a predicted model, not a curated record